AUACUCCAUUCAGCUUAUUCAUUAUGUGUCAACCUGCAAACAUAAUAUGCCCACCUUUAAGAGGUGCAGGUAUUCUAGACAGGGGAGCAUUAAUGGUGGAUGGGAUUGAAACAUUGAUACUUAAUGAAGGACAUGAAGAAAUCUUUUUAUAUAUUUGUGAUAACUCUUUCUGUGAUAUAUGGUCAGGUUCAAAUAAAUCAUGCCCCAGAAUGGGUGAGGGAUAUGAGUGACUUAGAACUUAGAGAGGACAGACAGUUUUGUUCUUCUCCUGAUGAUGCCAGGGCAGGCAGGUGCAAUGAUUCCCUAGUUUACACAUUACUAGCUACUGAUGACCAAAAUGCUCAGCUGUAUUAUAGCAUGAAAGCAGAUCAUUUUCUAAUUGGCUCUGCAACUAUUGGAGAUGUAUACCUAAUUCAGCCAAUUGAUUAUGAGUCUAAUCACGAUGUUGAAGUUACUGUUGUUGUGACCGAUGGUGAAAAUGAAAUUGAGAGGAGCAUGAAGGUUAACAUUAUUGAUGUGAAUGAUGAAGCACCAAGGUUUUCACAGAGUACAUAUGCAACUGAUGUGCCAGAGGAUGCUGCAGUUGGGUCUGUGGUGCCUAACAUAAACAUCACAGUAACAGAUAAUGAUGGAGUGAACCAGAGGGUGGAUGUGACAUGUAUGGCUGACAGGAAUGCUGAAGCUUGCCAGAUGAUUAGGUUGGUGAAAGAUGAUGGAAAUAACUUGCUAUGGAAGGGUCACAUGGUUCUGCAACAGAAGCUAGAUUUUGAAGUGAAGUCUAUAUAUCAGAUACCUCUGCAAGCUUUUGAUGGUAUAAAUGCAUUUAUCCAGACCAUUAUAGUCAGAGUGGAAGAUGUACAGGAUUCUCCUCCAAUAUUUACUGGGACCUCCACUGCUGUCAUGGAUGAGGAACAGCCAGUGAACUACCUGAUCAAAACUGUACUUGCUGAGGAUGGAGAUCGUGGAAUUCCAAGAGAGAUAAGAUAUUCCAUAGUACCAGAAUUAUCUGACAGAAAUUCAACUUAUUAUUUGAGAAUUGACCCAGUUUCUGGUGAAAUAAGGACCAAGACAGUGUUUGACAGAGACAGAGAUCCUUCCUUUCAGGAUGGCACAUUAACUAUAAUUGUCAAGGCCCAGGAGAUGUAUGAAAAUGGAACCCUUGGAAAUGACCCUCUCACCACGGCUACAACCCAAAUUACCAUUACUGUGAAUGAUCUCAAUGACAAUGCACCAACUUUCUCUCAAGCCAAUUAUCCAGUGUACAUUGAUGAGAACAUUCCUAAUGACUCCCCACUCCCUGGCCUAGUGAUGUCUGUUAACGAUGUUGAUCAGGGCAGCAAUGCCCACUUCAAAGUGACAUUGUUGGACCAUACGGACACCUUCAGUAUUGAUCCAAACAUUGCCGAGGGACAGAGUGGACAAGUUGGGAGCUUUCUACGAAUCAAGAAUACUGACCUUAUUGAUUACGAUCGUGGAAUCAAAGAUUAUACUCUCAGGUGUGAUGUGUCUUUCUGCUUGCAAUUUGUUGUUUGCAAUUUAUUUAAUUUACAUUUUGCCCUUAAAAGUACUCCUUUAUUUUGUUCACUUACCUCAUAUAUAUACAGUAUCAUUGCACUGCUUUUUCCCUUCCUCACCUCCCUUUUUCUUCCCCUAUAUUUUUUCAAGGUUGUUGUGUAUGACAAUGAAGUUGUUCAGGUACUAGCUGCUGAGCUGUAUACAACGACCAGACAGUCAUCCACUGCCACAGUACAUGUGACAGUCAGAGAUGUCAAUGACAAUGACCCAGUGUUUGACAGAACCUCUUAUACUGCUGAGCUGUCCGAGCUGGCUGCACCUAAUGACAUUGUCAUUGAUGUCACAGCUAGGGAUAUUGAUAGUGGUAUAUUUGGUCAGCAAGGACUGAGGUAUUCUCUAGAAGGUGUAGGCAGUGAAAGGUUCUACAUAGAAAAUUCUACUGGCUUGAUUCGGGUAGCACCCUGUGCUGGUAGAAUAGGAGUUGCCCCUUGUAUUGACCAUGAGUCUAUAAGGGAAAAGAGCUAUGACCUUGUGAUUCAAGCUUCAGACGAACUGGGAAUUGGACCAACGGCACGCACAGAUAAUUCACGUCUGCGUGUCACUGUCUUAGAUGAAAAUGACAACCCUCCCGUUUUUACACAACAGAAAUGGAAGACAAGUAUUGAAGAAGGAAAGAGGAACCCUGAUCCUCCAUUGGUUAUUCAGGCAGGAGACAGAGACAGUUCAUUGAAUGGCAACAACCAUGUAGAGUACAGUCUAGUCAACCCAGACAACUUACUGCCAUUCACCAUUGACAGAGUUACUGGUAACAUAACAGGCACAAGGCCCAUGGUAUAUGACCCCAGAAGUGGAGAUGAAGGAACAAAGUACAGCUUUGUUGUGCAGGCUAAAAAUGGACCUUUUAUCAGUUCUGCAAAUGUGGAAAUCACAGUUCUAGACAUCAACAACCAUGCCCCAGAGUUUAGACCAGACAGUAGAUAUAGAACUUCAAUUGAUGAGACUACACCACCAGGAACUGCUGUUCUCCAAGUCCUGGCCAUAGAUCAAGAUGGUGGCCGGAAUGCUGAAAUAACAUUUGAGAUGACCGCUGGGCCUUCAGACAAGUUUAAUGUUGAUCCCAGUAAUGGCACCAUACUAGUGGCAUCAAGGGCAAGAUUUGAUUAUGACAGGACAAAGCAAUAUAACCUGACAGACAUCAACAACCAUGCCCCAGAGUUUAGACCAGACAGUAGAUAUAGAACUUCAAUUGAUGAGACUACACCACCAGGAACUGCUGUUCUCCAAGUCCUGGCCAUAGAUCAAGAUGGUGGCCGGAAUGCUGAAAUAACAUUUGAGAUGACCGCUGGGCCUUCAGACAAGUUUAAUGUUGAUCCCAGUAAUGGCACCAUACUAGUGGCAUCAAGGGCAAGAUUUGAUUAUGACAGGACAAAGCAAUAUAACCUGACAAUCACUGCUUCAGAUGAUGGCAAUCCAAAACAAAGUUCUACCGCUUUUGUAAUUAUUGACAUUUUGGACAAGAACAACAAAAAUCCAAGGUUUAGACCACAGUCUAAGGCCAUCUCCAUAUUUGAGAAUAAGCCAGUGGGAGAAACAGUGAUACAAAUGACAGCAGAAGACCCUGAUUUGAAUGCUAAUCUUCAAUAUUCCUUUGUACAACCAAUCACUGCUUCCAAUGUCCAAGGACAGGAUGUAGAUCCCAAUGUCUAUGACUUUACAAAUUUGUUUAGUAUAGAUCCUAGGGAUGGUGUUGUUCGUGUGGCUAGACCACUGAAUCGCGAUGAAGUAAAGGACUUUGUGUUUACUGUACAAGCGAGAGAUAUUUCUGCAAGUACUCCACAGAUUGGCCAAGGUAUUCUAAGGAUUGAGCUGUUAGAUGUCAAUGAUAAGCCUCCAGUGUUUGUGGCACCUUGGACCUCAACUAACCCAGUGUACAACAUCAACGUCAGGGAAGAGACGGACAGUUAUGUGAUGACACUGCAGGCUACAGAUCCUGAUGGACAGAUCUCAGAGUAUAAACUGGUAGAGGAUCCUGACCAACUGUUCGCUGUGGAUGCUCUCUCUGGUGAAGUAACAUUGACCACAAGGUUAGACUAUGAGAGCAUACAACAAACCAGGUUUGCUGUACAGGCUUUUGAUAAUGGAGAACCGCAGUUGAAUAGCACUGCUACAGUCCAUGUAAAAGUUGUUAACAUUAAUGACAACAAACCUAUCUUUAAUAAGGAAAGCUAUGUAGCCAAUCUGACUGAGAAUUCCCCAGGAGACACUCCAGUUCUGACCUUGUCAGCUGAUGAUGCUGAUCUUGGAGACUUUGGUCAGAUCAGAUACAGCAUCAACGAACCACAAAACAGAUUUAUUGUAGAUCCCGUGUCGGGGAUAGUACGUGUCCGUCGUGGUGCAGUGUUGGAUCGUGAAGAUAAAGAAAACACACAGAAUGGCCUUAUUGUUGUUAUUGCACAGGCUACAGACAGCCCGGACCCCAGAAAUGCUAAUGUCAGAAGAUCAACCUCUGCACCAGUGUACAUUCAACUGACAGACGUCAAUGACAAUGAUCCCAUCUUCACUGAGGACAACUUUGUUACCACCAUUAUUGAGACAGUUCCAGUCAAUGCAUUUAUCUUUCAAAUCUCUGCAAAUGAUAAGGACUUGGGAGAAAAUGCUAGAGUGACUUACAAUUUUGGAAAUGAUGCACCAAAUGACACAGNGAAGAUCACUGCUUCAGAUGAUGGCAAUCCAAAACAAAGUUCUACCGCUUUUGUAAUUAUUGACAUUUUGGACAAGAACAACAAAAAUCCAAGGUUCAGACCACAGUCUAAGGCCAUCUCCAUAUUUGAGAAUAAGCCAGUGGGAGAAACAGUGAUACAAAUGACAGCAGAAGACCCUGAUUUGAAUGCUAAUCUUCAAUAUUCCUUUGUACAACCAAUCACUGCUUCCAAUGUCCAAGGACAGGAUGUAGAUCCCAAUGUCUAUGACUUUACAAAUUUGUUUAGUAUAGAUCCUAGAGAUGGUGUUGUUCGUGUGGCUAGACCACUGAAUCGCGAUGAAGUAAAGGACUUUGUGUUUACUGUACAAGCAAGAGAUAUUUCUGCAAGUACUCCACAGAUUGGCCAAGGUAUUCUAAGGAUUGAGCUGUUAGAUGUCAAUGAUAAACCUCCAGUGUUUGUGGCACCUUGGACCUCAACUAACCCAGUGUACAACAUCAACGUCAGAGAAGAGACAGACAGUUAUGUGAUGACACUGCAGGCUACAGAUCCUGAUGGACAGAUCUCAGAGUAUAAACUGGUAGAGGAUCCUGACCAACUGUUCGCUGUGGAUGCUCUCUCUGGUGAAGUAACAUUGACCACAAGGUUAGACUAUGAGAGCAUACAACAAACCAGGUUUGCAGUACAGGCUUUUGAUAAUGGAGAACCGCAGUUGAAUAGCGCUGCUACAGUCCAUGUAAAAGUUGUCAACAUUAAUGACAACAAACCUAUCUUUAAUAAGGAAAGCUAUGUAGCCAAUCUGACUGAGAAUUCCCCGGGAGACACUCCAGUUCUGACCUUGUCAGCUGAUGAUGCUGAUCUUGGAGACUUUGGUCAGAUCAGAUACAGCAUCAAUGAACCUCAAAACAGAUUUAUUGUAGAUCCUGUAUCGGGGAUAGUACGUGUCCGUCGUGGUGCAGUGUUGGAUCGUGAGGAUAAAGAAAACACACAGAAUGGUCUUAUUGUUGUUAUUGCACAGGCUACAGACAGCCCGGACCCCAGAAAUGCUAAUGUCAGAAGAUCAACCUCUGCACCGGUGUACAUUCAACUGACAGAUGUCAAUGACAAUGAUCCCAUCUUCACCGAGGACAACUUUGUUACCACCAUCAUUGAGACGGUUCCGGUCAAUGCAUUUAUCUUUCAAAUCUCUGCAAAUGAUAAAGACUUGGGAGAAAAUGCUAGAGUGACUUACAAUUUUGGAAAUGAUGCACCAAAUGAACUGUUCGCAUUGAAUGAGACAACAGGAAGCCUUUCCACCAACAAGUCAUUAGUGGGUCACUCAGGAACAUACAGAUUUACUGUAGAAGCUACAGAUCAUGGCGUACCUGAGAGACGUGUCUCCCUAACAAGAGUGGUGAUAACGGUAUUAGCUACCAAUCAGCGAGCUCCCCGUUGGAUCUGGCCAGCGGGUAAUAAUCAGACUAUUGAGGUGCUUGAGAACCAGUAUGUAGGCUUGGUGGUCACUGACAAGCCAUAUGCUGUGGAUGAUGAUGAUGGCCCCAGUGGGAAAAUCACAUAUGGUUUCUAUGACAAUAGAUUUGUAAAGGAAACUCCAGAAUUCACUAUUAACCCUAUCACUGGUGUCAUUUCAGCCAAGGUGAUAUUUGAUAGGGAGGAAAAAGAUACAUACACACUGCUGUUAGUUGCCCGUGACAAUGGUCAGCCUCCACUGCAGUCCAACAGGUACUUGACUGUGAAAGUGCUAGAUGUCAAUGAUAACCCACCAUCAUUCCCAACAUUCCAAAAUGGGAGUACAAUACCAGUGACAUUCUUUGUGCCUGAAGGAGUGAAGGAUUACUUUGUUGGUCAAGUCAAUGCUACAGAUAAGGAUACAGGAAGAUAUGCAGACAUUUAUUACUACAUUGAUGGUGGCAAUUUCAACAACUCUUUCAAGAUAGAUAAUAGAACAGGAAGAAUCGUCACUAAUAAGGCGUUAGACAGAGAAACCAUCAGCAAGUUUGUCCUAACAGUCAGAGUGACAAAUAAUCUCAAUGAUGAUAAUGUCAUUAAUGUUAAUGAAGAGCCUUACCCUAACCCAACAUAUGUCAUGGUCACCAUUAUUGUUACUGAUACUAAUGACAAUGGACCAAUAUUUACACUUAAUGAGUAUUAUGCCUUUGUCCCAUUAAGGGCACCAUUCUGGUACUUGGUCACAGAUGAAAUAUCCGCAACGGACAAAGAUGGUGGCUCUAAUGGCAAUGUCACCUUCCGUAUCGAUCAGACUAUCGUGUCAAAGGAAAAUACUAAUAUAAUAUACACAGUUGAUAAUGCAAUGACCAUUGGUUUGUUGAAUGCUACUGUGUAUACCAUAUCUCUUAUGGAUAAUUACAAAGAUGUUAGAUUUGAUAUGGUAAUUGAUGCAUCAGACUCUGGAGAAAUACCAAGGUCUAUGAAGUCUAAUCUAAAGGUCUGGGUGGCAGAUGAAACAAAUGAGAUUGUCCUGCUCAUAAAACAACCACCAUAUUGGGUUCGAAGAUACAAGGAAAAAAUCAUACAACUGAUAACUUCAAUUGUGGGAGCAAAGACAGUAUUCAUUGAUGAAUCUGAAAUCAGAUUCCACCAAGUUGGUGAUUAUGUCAAUGAAAAAUGGACCGAUGUUGUCAUCUAUGUGGUUGACAACAAGACCAAUUUUCUGAUGGAUGGGAAAGCUGUCGCAGCUACACUUAAAGGGAAGCUGACAGGAGAUGAAAAAGGAGCGUUUGCUUUAUUGCAUGUGGCAGAUGCACAGCCUGGUGUAGCCGCAGCCUCGACUGGUGGAGGGGUAGAUUGGGGAGCCCUUGCUGGAGCCAUUGCAGCUCUUCUGGCAUUGUUAUUACUGUUACUGUUGUUGUUAUGUUGUUGCUUACCUUGCUGUGCUAAGUGCUGUGGAGGGUGCUGUGCCCCUGUUGGUGCAGGUGCUGGAAAAGAAAAGUUAGCUGCAGUAAGUGCAGGAGCAGGGACUGGUGCAGGAUAUGGAUAUGGAGCAGGCAGUGCAUAUGGAUAUGAUUCCUUCAACAACCAAGCCUUUGAAUUUGAUGAGCUACAUAGCACAGGGGGAGUGGUAGCAGUAGCUGGUGGUGGAGCAGGUGGUUACUCUCAUGAAGAAAGGAUCGAGCGAGAGCAAUUUGAGUUUGCCAGCAUGGAGAGAAGUGGUGUCGAGCAGGCGGUGGAGGCAGCAGAUGAGGUGGAUGCAAACUACACCAUUGUGGCUGGUUUGGCUGGAGGAGAGCAGGGAGCAGCUGCAGCACAAGGGACAGAUGAGUACACCAUUGUUGCUGGCUUGGCAGGUGGAGAGCAUGGAGGGCAGGCCCAGAUUGCAGAGUCUGCCUUUGUUGGUACCAUUCAUGCCACUACUGCUGGUGGAACCUCCACUAUGAGAUCAGGUGGAAGCAGCAAUGGCGGCGUCACAAUCCGCACUGGACAGUCUUCCAUGAACCAUGUUGAUUCUGGUCCUGCCGCUUCAGUGUAUUCAGAAUCCAUAUACAGCAGCAGGGAUGGCUCAGCUUAUGGUGUCCCAGUUGGUACAGCAGGAUUUACUAUUCAGACAACUGAAACUAGAAUGGCUGCUCCACCACCAGUUGCUGGUUUCACCAUCCAGACGACAGAAACAGCAAGAGCUGCACCUCCACCAACUGCAGGUUUUACCAUCCAGACAACAGAAACCCAGAGGGCAGCACCUCCUCCACAAACUGCUGGUUUUACCAUCCAGACAACAGAAACCCAGAGGGCAGCACCUCCUCCUCAAACUGCUGGCUUUACUAUUCAGACCACAGAAAAGGUGACCUCCUCUCAACCCCCACCGCCACCACCUCAGCCCACUGGUCAGUCAUGGCAUUCAGGAAGUUUGACCUUCCGGCCAGAAGUUGGUUCACCAGUGCCCCAACAUGGCAUGACCGUUCACACUGAAGAAGUGGUACAGCAGCAUGCCCCUCCAAUGGUUCAAAGCCCCAAUGGAACCCUGCACUCUGGAAGCCUUACCUUCCGUGCUGAUGACUUGCCAUCUCAGAGAUCUGCUGGUGGAACAAUGCAUACAGGUAGUGUGACCAUACGCCCGGAAGAUUUACCUGAUGCCCAUCUGGCUGGCGUCCAUGCUCCACUGACUGGGGUCCAUACUAUGACCACCUAUGGAAGAUCUGCUGUCCAUCCUGAUGAUCAUGUUCGCACUGGAACCAUGGUGUCAGGUGGCAGCAACACAGUGCGUACAGGGACAAUGCAGAGCAAUGGUAGAGCCAAUAGCUUUACACAUUCUGGUUCUGGAGGUCCAUACACAAGUGUAGAGAAUGGAUUUACUGUGGUUCAUCCACAGUAAAUGAGAAAUAUAUGUAUUAACUAUUAUUAUUAUUAUUAUUAUUAUUCCACAUUUUAUCUAUUAUGCAGUAUUUAGACAAUACUUGGGAAAAAAUUCUUAUUCUUCAUUGUAAAAUGUUUUUGUGCCAUACUUAUUUAUUUUAGUUUUUUCACUCUUUAAUGCUUGUCCUUAAGUCUGCCAGUAAUAAAGGUUUGCUUAAAGAAAUUCUAGUAUUGUACUUUUUGUGCUUUAAAGCCAAUUUAUAUGCCACAUUUUGAAUACCCUUAAUUAAAUUUGCCUUUAUUAAACAGAGUACAUAUGUUCAUUACUCUUACUAGAGCUUUGGUAAAAACUUUGCUUUACAUAUUUUAUAUUUAUUUGCACAAUGUUUUCCUAUCGUAUUUUUGCAACAGUGAACAGUGAAUACUUAUACAGCACUUUACUUUUAAUUGUAUUUUUCAGAACAUUUAACAUGUAUGACAUAUUGCAAUUACAUAAUGUUACAUAUCACAUACUUUGGUGCUAUAUAAUUAACCAUUGUCUUUGGUUUAAUUCAUAUUAUCAUGUUAUAUUUCAUAGUCAUUGUGGGUAAUACUUGAACUUUAAUUGUUAUUUUAAUCCCUAUUUUGUUUACACUUUAACAUUUUUUUAAUGGAAAGGUUGCAAUGUAAUGUAAUGAGAAUGUUUUCACUAUUAAUUUCAUUUGUUUAAAUCAUGCUAUUGUUUGAAAAGGGAAACAUUAAAUGCAGUAGCACCUUACUUAUGUACCAUAACUUGAACAAGAUAGAGUUGAUGAUGAUGAUAUAACAUAAAAUUUUUGAUGUAAUUGUGUAAAAUUGUUAAACUUUGGUCUAGGCUUUAAUAUGUUUAGGCAUGUCAAGGAUUUGUUUCAAUCAUGCGUUUUUCAUUAGAUGAAUAUAACCUGGCUGAAGUUGUAAAUCAUAACUGUUUGAAUCCAAAAGUGUUUGACCAUUGAAAACUUUUGAUAAAGCACUGUAGCAAGUGUUGGUCAAUGAGCAACAUUUGUUGAGGAAAGAAGAA
This is a messenger RNA of Lingula anatina, 9561 nucleotides long. Its product is annotated as cadherin-87A. Gene Ontology annotation, cellular component: catenin complex; plasma membrane. The record is from RefSeq and is a predicted model, not a curated record. Gene Ontology annotation, molecular function: cadherin binding; beta-catenin binding; calcium ion binding. NCBI's taxonomy places the organism in Eukaryota, Metazoa, Brachiopoda, Lingulata, Lingulida, Lingulidae. Gene Ontology annotation, biological process: multicellular organism development; cell migration; homophilic cell-cell adhesion.